Capsicum annuum is the source of this 1736-nucleotide messenger RNA. Its product is annotated as hippocampus abundant transcript-like protein 1. The coding region runs from base 202 to 1518 and encodes 438 amino acids. Gene Ontology annotation, molecular function: transmembrane transporter activity. The transcript is spliced from 14 exons. Lineage: Eukaryota; Viridiplantae; Streptophyta; Magnoliopsida; Solanales; Solanaceae. The record is from RefSeq and is a predicted model, not a curated record. Gene Ontology annotation, biological process: transmembrane transport.
CCUACUAGUCAUGUACAAUUUUAUUUCUGAUAAAUGGGCAUUGGGCCAAUUUAAUUUGUCUUUAAAAAAAAAGAAGUACCUACUACUGUCUAAAAAUGUUACUAUUAGCUGAAAUAUGAAGGUACAACAGCUACCAAUUCAAUAUAUAGAAAGGUGAUCAUUUGAAGCAGAGCAAAUCAAGCAGAGUUUAAAGAGAGCAUAAUGGAUAAGGAGGUUAGCAGUUUGAAACACUUAUUUGUGACAGUGUUUCUCUCAAAUUUUGCUAUAAUGGUGGUGAAUCCAGCAAUUAUUGAUAUCACUAUGGAUGCAAUUUGCCCUUCUCAAGACAAGUGCUCUCUUGCCAUUUAUCUUUCUGGUUUCCAACAGGCUAUUGUGGGAUUGGGAUCAAUGUUGUUGAUGCCUUUGAUUGGAAAUUUAUCUGAUGUGUAUGGAAGGAAAGCUUUGCUCACAAUCCCUGUCACUCUCUUGAUUUUUCCUUCAGUAAUAAUGGCAUAUAGGAGGACUACAAACUAUUUCUAUGCUUAUUAUGUUGUAAGGACCCUGACUGGCAUGGUCAGCGACACUGGAAUUCAAUGUCUCCCCAUUGCUUAUGCGGCUGAUUGCAUGCCGGAAGGGAAGCGUGCUUCUGCUAUUGGAAUUGUGGCGGGCGUAGGCUCUGCAGCAUUUGUAUGCUCUACCUUUGCUGUUCGUUUCCUCUCGACUGCUCAAAUAUUUCUGGUAUCGUCCAUUUCUUCAUCAGCCGCCGCAAUAUACAUGACGAUAUUCCUAGAGGACUCAAAUCGUCACAUUAAUACAGACGAGGAUCCUGUGAAUCAACCCAUAUUAUUAGCCAACAACGCUAAUGAAUGUACAAGUGACUCCUCUCCUAAGAAUAUUCCACCAUUUUACCAUGUUAUUUGCUUGCUCAAGAGUAGCACCACACUUUUAUUGGCAACAGCUAUUUCAUUCUUGUAUGGUCUUGCUGAGGGUGGAAUACAAACUCCAUUUCUGUACUUCUUAAGGGCUCGAUUUGGAUACAACAAAGACAAUUUAGCUGUGCUAAUGCUUAUUUGCUACGGAGGAGCAACAUUUUCUCAAUUAAUCUUAGUGCCUAGGUUGGCUCCUAUAAUUGGAGAGGAGACAAUACUUUGCUUGGCACUCAUAGCUGGUUUUAGCAACAUGCUAAUAGAUAGCAUUGCAUGGGUAGCUUGGGUUCCUUAUGUAGUUGCUUUGUUUCCUAUGUUUCUCUUCCUGGCAAAACCAGCUUUACAAAGCAUUGUUUCAAAACAAGUUGGACCAAACGAACAGGGAAUUGCUCAAGGAUGCAUUUCUGGCAUAAGUUCCUUUGCCAACAUUCUAUCUCCAUUUAUAUAUAGUCCUUUGACAGAUCUCUUCUUAUCUGAGAGGGCACCAUUUAAUUAUCCUGGUUUUAGUAUGUUUUGCAUCGGCCUUGCUUGGUUGAUAGCAAUUAUACCUAGCGUGAUGAUAAGGUUUGGUACCUGUGAUUCAAGACACAAAAUAAGGGACAUCCUUUGCUAGAAGGUUUGAAGGAGAAUUCAGCAGGCUAUAUUAAUUUGUAUAUCUAAAAUCCAUUCAAGUGAUGUAUUUUAUAGGAGAGUUUUGUGAAGCAUCCAAAUUCUUACAACAACAAUAAAAAUAAUACACCCAAUAUAAUUUCACCUAUAAUGUUUGAGAAUGACGUUUACCCAAUAUAUUUUCUAUCUUAUAAAGAUUGAGAGACUGUUUCCAAUGAAAAA